Messenger RNA from Symbiodinium natans, 1197 nucleotides. Lineage: Eukaryota; Dinophyceae; Suessiales; Symbiodiniaceae. The record is from the annotation of a GenBank genome assembly.
AUGGCUUCCAGUGCUUAUCCGACGCCUGUCAGCGAUGUUGCUGAUGCACAAGGCGAAGUUCUGCCACUGGUUCAGGGCGAAAGCAAUGAAGGCAACAGCAGUGAUGGUUCGGAGAGUGUGCAUUCUUCGGAUUUUGGUUCGGAGAAGUCCGACGAUGAAGGUGUGACGAAGGGCUCAGGUGACGACCCGUCCCCUGUUGGAAAGAAGCACGAGGACGACGACGAUGACAAGACAACUGGCGGCGCUACAUCCUCUGCUGGUGAAGUGAGUGUCAAGAAGCUCCUGUUUGACGACCUUGACGAGAGCUACAAGUUGGAGAUGAAGAAGCAGUCCUACGAGCAGUUGCAGGAGCACUUGGCGUCGGUUCUCGCCACGAACAAGGAGAUUGUCUUGAAGCAGAAGUUCAUUUCCGACCUGAUGCGCACCUUGAAGAACGAAGAGAAGAAGAAGAUGACGAAAGAGGAAAAACAGAAGAAGAUGGACGAGCAAAAGAGAGAAAGGGAGAAGCUGAGAAACCAGAGCUUGACGCUCCACAUCAGUUUCAACAACGUCAUCACCAAAGUCACCUUGAAGGGUUCUCACACCCUUCGCGACCUUCGCGAGAAGUUCAGCGAGCAGGCUGGAAUGACUAAGAAGCAUGCGAAAAGGGUGCUCUUUCGGAUGGGCAACGAGGUCAUGAAUGACCACGCUCGCAGAACAAUGGCAGGAUGGAAAGUUCGGAACGAUGAUGUGAUCAUCGCCAGUGUUUCCGGACAGGGCGGUAUGGCAAAGCGUGGCAGAGGCGACUUGUUUGACUACGACUUGAAUGAGUGCCCCGUGAAGCCGGAGCACCAACAGCUCUUUGAGAAGGUCUUCGCCACCAGCAAGGUCAUCGCCGAGAUGAAGGAGCCGAACCCCGAGGACAUCAUCAAGCUCAUCGGAAAGGACGACUUGAAGGAGCUGGUUGAUGACUUGUCGAGCAGUCGCAACCGAACGCAAGGGAAGCUGCUGACGAUUGGCGACAAGGUGCCCGACAUUCAGGAAAUCAACAAGUUGAUUGCUAUGCUCACCUACACCUGCGACCGCUUCAAGCGCCUCUUCGGGAAGUCCUUGUACCACUACGGAAAGAUGGGCGAGAAGUUCGAUAUGUCCAUCGUCAUCGGUCUGUUGAAGUCCAACUUGAAAGGCUCGGUUCCUGAUGCUUCAAUGAACUCGUGA